Messenger RNA from Spodoptera frugiperda (fall armyworm), 854 nucleotides. RefSeq lists its product as uncharacterized. The record is from RefSeq and is a predicted model, not a curated record. The transcript has 5 exons. NCBI's taxonomy places the organism in Eukaryota, Metazoa, Arthropoda, Insecta, Lepidoptera, Noctuidae. The coding region runs from base 91 to 738 and encodes 215 amino acids.
UGUUAUUGCUUGCUUGGUGGCGAGAGAGCGGUGCAUUUGUCGUGCAUUGUUAACUUUGAUGGUAAUGAAAGGUUAGAAGGCGCGGUCGCGAUGGACUCGCGUGCGUCUGUACUGCUGUUGGAGUUAAUAAUGCUGUGGAGCGCCAUAUUAUCUGAAUAUGGAAGGUCGCAAUCCAAGGACGAGACCACGAUGAGUCUGGUGUUGAAGGAGAAAAAGAAACGUUUCCAAUUUAAAUACAACCCUAAUAAAGGCUACGAGCCGUACUGGGUGGGCGGCGAGCACAUACUGACCAGCACCACGCCGGGCCGCGGCACCACCACCACGACACCGCCCCCCAUCUGCAACUACGACUGCAACUACAUCUACCAGAAGAUAACUGCCGUCUGUGCGGUCUACAUCGACGCUCUGCCCAAGGUUGUGUGUGGCGCGUGCACUGGGAAACCUGGGGGUAAUUUAGAAUAUGACAUAACGAAAGCUUAUUACACUAUGAAAUAUUGUGAUUUCCUUGCUGUACAGUGUAAGCAAGAUAUUCUUGGUAAAGCACGAAUUAUGUAUGUUCAUUUCGGCGCGUGUAAAACUGAUAAGGAAAUAAACAAGCCACUGUGGGAGCCUUCGCAAGUAGUCAGCAGAAUGCAGUGGUACCUGAAUAGCUUUGACAAACAAGAAGAUCCACUCAUAACGAAGGCGAUGACGACGCCGAAGAGGAAGAAACAGAAGUCAUCAGACAAAAAAUCCUAAAAUUGUAUAGAUUUAGUAUUAUAAAAUACUAGCGGACCCGACAGACGUUGUCCUGUCUACACGUCUUUAAUUUGAAAAUUUUAAACUUUUUUUAAUACUCGAUGCUAAAACAUUCU